UUUGUACCUUGGGCUGUUAGAUACCAUUAACCUUUUUAAUAUAAAUUAAAGAGCAUUAGUUGUGACUCCAACAUGAGAUUAACAUGGUCUUGUGGCUUCAUAACGUUCAUAGAGGGGAAAUCUGUCUUGAAUUGGCAUACACACGCCAGUCAGCAUAAUUAAAACAAACCGCGAAGUUAAAGACGUCUCGAAAACAGAACGUACAUCAAUGAUCCCCCAACAGUUUUCGAUCCAAAAUGCAGUAUAUAAACUGCAGACCUGCUGUGAGUAUAUCAUAUAACAACAAACACAAGUUUUGAAGGAUACACAACGAUUCAACAAGGCAUCUCUCAGAAUGGACCUUCAUUAUGUGGCCUGGCUGUGCACCCUUUUCUGCUUUGCGCAGGUUUGGUCAUUGCCAACAAACUGCAUCCUUCGAAAGGACUUAAUGGAGAAAACAUGUGCAUUUAUAGAGACUGCGGGUGGCCUUUUCCCUUCGCAAUGCUUGGACGAGCGCGUUCCCAUUUCUUUCCCGCAAAAUGUGUUCGAGUCCAGCAACAAUCAGGUUUCUGGUGUUGAAAAGGCUGUUUACCAGACACUCCAGAAUAUUGACGCACUGUUUGAGGACUACAGUGUUCCAGACCAGUGGGAUGCAGAAAAAAUGACUGAGUUUCGAGGCAUUGUAUACCGGCAGAUUGAGGAAAGCAAAUGCAUCAUGGGCAAGUCUGAAGCGGACCAGGAUUUUCCCAGCAGAGACGCCUCACUCAAGGUUUACUUCGAGACUAUAUCCUCUACUCUGAAAGAAAAGGAUUUUAGUUACUGUGCUUGGGAAAUUGCGAGAAGUGAGAUUCUCCGCACCCUGAACUUCAUAUUAAAGAACAACUCUGACAUCAUGUAUGGAUCUCCAGAAAUCUAGAUGCUUACUCGCAUGCUGGCUUAUUUAUUUAUUUAUUUAUUUAUUUGUUUGUUUGUUUGUUCGUUCAUUUAUUUAUUUAUUUUAUUUAUUUAUUUAUUGUCUCCUUUGUGGCUUUAAAGGUUCUUUGGAUAAAAGCGUCAGCUAAAUAAAUUAAUGUAAUGUAUUGGCUUUCUAAGCCUGAUCACUGUACGGGCUCAAAUAACUGUCAGUUUCACUUUUGAUUUCGAUUUGUUACGUCACUAUUUACAUUCAGCACUGGACAGUUCACAGCUUGAAGCCUUGAACCCUCCAGUAGAGUAUUCAUUUAUUUAAAAUGUUGUAUUUUUGUAUGUUUUUAAAAAAUAUAUAAUUUCUGAA
This is a messenger RNA of Pimephales promelas (fathead minnow), 1252 nucleotides long. RefSeq names its product interferon phi 3 (gene ifnphi3). The record is from RefSeq and is a predicted model, not a curated record. Gene Ontology annotation, biological process: defense response. Gene Ontology annotation, cellular component: extracellular region. Lineage: Eukaryota; Metazoa; Chordata; Actinopteri; Cypriniformes; Leuciscidae. Gene Ontology annotation, molecular function: cytokine receptor binding.